Molecule: messenger RNA, 1843 nt
Organism: Hordeum vulgare subsp. vulgare (domesticated barley)
Lineage: Eukaryota; Viridiplantae; Streptophyta; Magnoliopsida; Poales; Poaceae
Product: transcription factor TGA2.1
Exons: 10
Coding region: 458-1468 (336 amino acids)
Biological process (GO): DNA-templated transcription; regulation of DNA-templated transcription
Molecular function (GO): sequence-specific DNA binding; DNA-binding transcription factor activity
Source: RefSeq, a predicted model, not a curated record
CUCCACCACCACCACCCGAAAGAGCUUCUCGAAGCUUCCCCGAUUCGCCACCGCUCCCCCCAAACCAAAUCGGCGACGCCGCCGGUCGGAGCUCGUAUCCUCGGAGGAGGAGGAAGAGGUGGCCUCCGGGUAGAAGCCGCGCGGAUUCGGUGCGGGGGCUCUGAGGCACCCCUCCCCCCCAUCCAUCCCGGGCGGGGGCCCGAGGGCUGACCACCGACCAUGGCCGCGGCCCGCCGGCGCCACGCCGAGCCCCGCUCCGGACGACCGCGCCGACCGUACGCCGCCAUACGGUUGUAGUAAAUCCUAGGCAGCUACUAAUCUGGAUUCUUGGAGAGAAAAGUAAGUAAUUCCGGCAACGACCCAUCUCCCGCAGCACAGGCUGGGCUCACCACUUUGCUGUUAGGAAGGGGGGAGCAGAGUGAUUUGCUGUCUCAUUGUGAUUGUGGUCCGCUGAGUGAUGGCAGAUGCUAGCUCAAGGACUGACAACUCAACUGUUGUAGACAACGACGGCAAGAUCUAUAGGUUAGAACAAGGACAAAGUGGUGGGGCAAUCAUGGCUUCUAAUUCUUCGGAUAGGUCUGACAGGUCCGACAAACCCUUGGACCAAAAGACAUUGCGUCGUCUUGCUCAAAAUCGUGAGGCUGCAAGGAAAAGUCGACUAAGGAAGAAGUCAUAUGUGCAACAGCUAGAAAGCAGCAAGCUGAAGCUUGCACAACUAGAGCAGGAGCUCCAGAAAGCUCGCCAGCAGGGAAUCUUCAUUUCUAGCUCCGGAGACCAAACCCAUGCCAUGAGUGGAAACGGAGCAAUGACUUUCGACCUAGAAUACACUAGAUGGCUUGAGGACCAAAACAAGCAAAUCAAUGAGUUGAGGACUGCAGUUAAUGCUCAUGCAAGUGACAGUGACCUGCGCCUUAUCGUAGAUGGGAUAAUGUCACAUUAUGAUGAGAUAUUUAAGGUCAAAGGUGUAGCUGCCAAGGCUGACGUGUUCCAUAUACUGUCAGGCAUGUGGAAAACGCCUGCUGAAAGGUGCUUCCUAUGGCUUGGGGGUUUCCGUCCAUCCGAGCUCUUAAAGCUGCUGGUGAAUCAUCUGGAGCCGCUAACCGAGCAGCAGAUGUUGGGAUUGACCAACCUCCAGCAAUCUUCCCAGCAGGCAGAGGAUGCACUGUCACAAGGGAUGGAAGCAUUGCAGCAAUCACUGGCAGAGACUUUGGCUGGAUCUCUGGGUUCCUCCUCUGGUUCUUCAGGGAAUGUUGCAAACUACAUGGGUCAGAUGGCCAUGGCCAUGGGCAAGCUUGGAACACUCGAGAACUUUCUUCGCCAGGCUGACAACCUGCGACAGCAGACCUUGCAUCAAAUGCAGCGAAUCUUGACGAUCCGUCAGGCCUCCCGUGCCCUUCUAGCUAUACAUGACUACUUCUCGCGUUUGCGCGCGCUGAGCUCUCUGUGGCUUGCUAGGCCCAGGGAAUAACCAAGGAUCGCUCGCUCGCCGGAUUUCCCCCAAGCUGAUCUGUACAACGCUGGGGGCUCUCUUCAUAUUGCUGCAGAUAAUUUGGGUAUUCGAGUUUUUCUUUCUUGUAUAAUUAUGUGUAGCUGCUUUUUGGGUCCAGGGUUUGUUGUACUCGGGUGGUAUACAAGUAGGUGGGGGGAGCCUGUAAGUUACAAUGGUUGUAGAACUGUGUUGGGAAUAAAAACUAGAUAAGUCAGGACGGGUCCUAAUUAAGUCGUGUCUCGGUACUGUAGUGGCUGGAAAAUCGGUGCUCCGUGUAUUUUAGCUGUUGACUGUUGUCCCUGUGGUGGUUGAACAUGGUGAAUACAUAUGAACUUGUUCCAUUUGGUUGCUCAA